AUGUUCACAAAGCUUCCGACUGAGAUUCGAGACAAGAUCUAUGGCUUCAUAGAAGACUUGGAACCAUGCUACAUCUUCCCAUGCCGCUACAACACGGGAACUUCCGGCAAACGCAUUCGCGUUAUGAGGAUCCACAGCUACAAGCCCCCCAUUGUGCUGCAUCUCUACCGCGAGUCUCGAAAUGAGUUCCUGGUGAGAGGCGGCGCCAAUACCACCAUUCACCAAACCUAUACCCUCGUAAAACGAAUGACUUCACUCAGUAAGCCUGUCUACGUCCGCCUGAACCGAGAUAACCUGUUUCUGCAAGAGCUCGAGGCUCUUUCCUGCAUGGCCAUCUACACGAUGCGACACAUCACGGUUGCUAUCCCAUUCGACCAAAUCGGGCCAAAGUUUCUUGCCCUCCAACUUCGAAGGUUUAAUCUGCUGGAGUCGUUGACGUUGGUCCUAGCUCUGAAGAAGAGAGAUGCCGAAACCAAAGAAAUGGAUCUUAUCAGGGGGAAGGUUGAGGCGGAAUUGCAAGCAACACAAGAGAGAUUUCCUGAAUGGACUGCACAACCGGUAGUGAAGACCGUAAUCGUCACGUUUGGCCUGCAAGAUCAAAUACUUAGCAGCAACAUGUCGUCCUCUCCCGUGCUUAGCAGCAUCACCAAUGGGCCCUCGCUCGAUUCCAAGAAGGCCGAGCCUUCGCUCUCACUAGCUACGACAAUGGCCGCAGCCUCUACGCCCUACGGUAAUCACGCGUCGGCUUUCAACUCGAACACCUCCUUCUUGGGAGCCGGUAUCGCAACCUCAAUAUCCCCUGCUCUGAGCAUCAGCCCGAUUGGAUCGAAGCCGGACUUUAAGAAGACCUUACCGUUGCUCUCGCCAUCCGCCCCUGUGGCUGCAGCCUCUACUUUCCAUGGACACAAUCCCUCUGCUUUCGCCCCAAGUGCCAUAUACUUUGGAGCUGCAGCAUUCUCUCCUUCAUAUGGAAAUUUCAAGAGAGACAAGACAUUCACAACGGUCAGCCAGGUCCUUCCGGUGUGCUUGGCAACCACGGAAGCCGCGACGGCAAUGAUUAUAACCCCCAACUCCUCUAACAACGCUGGCAUCUUGGCCUCUCAAAACCUUUUCGUUCACUAUGCUACUUCAUUCUCGCCAUUCUUGGAUGUUCAGGCCAGUGAGCCGCUUCAGGGUUUCAGGAAAUGCCCACCGCUAUUGUCUCUGGCGACGACAGUUGACUCCGAUCUCCCCAAGUCUGAUAUCGUCACUAUGGCCCCACGUCAAGCUGUUUUGUCUACAAAUAUCACAAUUGGCUCUCUCAGUGCUGAAUCCCCCGCUGGUCCCCCUCCGACCCUCGACAAGUUUACGCCCUUCCCCAGACUCCCCCUCGAGCUUCGGCUGAUGAUCUUUUGCCUCAUGGAGCCCAGCCCAGGUCUGAUCAGGAAGAUCCCACGCCUGGGAAAGAUCCAGAAGUAUGAGAGAGUAGGAGGUCUUCGAACCAUCUUCGGCCCAGCCGUCCUUCAAAUCUGCCGGGAGGCCCGCAACGAGCUCAGGGGAGACAAACCCGCUCUAUGCAGCCAUGCUAAGUACGAGAUCGUAGAGACCCUGAGCGUUCAGACUGGUGUCACUCGCUUCUACAUGGACAAGACCGUUGACACAUUCUACCUUCACGCCGAGAGUCACAUGGAGAACUCCAGCUUGUGGGACGUCCAAAGAAUCGCAUUCAGCUCCAGAACUAUCGAUACGGCACACAUCAACUUCGCGGAGAGACUCGGCCGCUUCAAGGCGUUGAAGAGCAUCACCGUCAUGAUUCCCGAGUUCGCGUUCUUCCUCGGAGACGCCCCAUACACACCAGACAGCGACAGGAACAUGACCGUUCUCGCCCGCGAAUACCCUGCCCUCGAGUCGAACAUCCAGAAAGCCUUGUCGGGCAUGACAACGUCUGCUGGGGAGCCACUCCCCGAACUGUUCCUGGCUGCUGGCGACUGGCCCGGCAUUGCAAUCUUCACCAAGGCCGAGUCAGAGGCAUACUGGGCGGCUAUCAGACUUGCGGAGGAGUUGAAGCGCCAGGCGGCUGGAGAGAAGGGGUUCUGGGAUGAGGAUGGUGAUUCGGAGAUGAGUUGGGACUCGAACCUCGACGCCGACGGAGACUCUGACGACGAGGUGUUCUGA
Messenger RNA from Drepanopeziza brunnea f. sp. 'multigermtubi' MB_m1, 2154 nucleotides. The record is from RefSeq and is a predicted model, not a curated record. Lineage: Eukaryota; Fungi; Ascomycota; Leotiomycetes; Helotiales; Drepanopezizaceae.